Molecule: messenger RNA, 1915 nt
Organism: Camellia sinensis
Lineage: Eukaryota; Viridiplantae; Streptophyta; Magnoliopsida; Ericales; Theaceae
Product: aluminum-activated malate transporter 10
Biological process (GO): malate transport
Source: RefSeq, a predicted model, not a curated record
GCCACAACAACCAUACCAGAAAAGAAAAAAACAAAAAACAAACACAUUUUCAUGGCAACUUAAACUCUCCUCCCACAACUUUGGCAUCUCAAUCUCUCCCUUUGCAACUCAUCUCUCCUCAUUUGAGUUCUUCGACUUCAUAUCCCACCUCACAGUUCACAGUACUUAUCAUUUUUCCUCGAAGAUGGCUAGUGAAAAAGAAUCGUGUGGCGGGUUGGAAUGGACCACGAAAAAACCUGAUGGGACGACGAAGAAGUUGCAGCCCGAAUCUGGGUUGGCCCACAGAGCCUUCAUGAGAUUGAAGGGUUUGAUUUUAUGGUUUGUAUCAAAGAUUUGGAGCUUUCUAGAAAAAGCUUGGAAUUUAGGUGUCUCUGAGCCCAAAAAGGUUAUUCAUUGUCUCAAAGUAGGACUGGCUCUGUCUCUCGUCUCAUUGUUUUACUAUGUGAGGCCUUUGUAUGAUGGUGUUGGCGGGAAUGCUAUGUGGGCAGUUAUGACCGUUGUGGUUGUUUUUGAAUACACAGUGGGUGCAACACUCUGCAAAAGCAUCAACAGAGCAACUGGAACUUUUCUUGCCGGUUGUCUGGGUAUCGGUGUUCAUUGGAUUGCUACUCAAUCUGGAGCAAAAUUUGAGCCAGUGAUCGCCGGCGUGUUUAUUUUUAUUCUCACUUCAACAGCAACUUUCUCGCGAUUCAUUCCAUCGUUCAAAGCAAGGUUCGACUACGGUGCCAUGAUCUUCAUCCUCACCUUCAGUUUGGUGUCGGUCUCAGGCUAUCGUGUAGACAGAUUGUUCGAAAUGGCACAUCAUAGAGUGGCAACGAUUGUCAUCGGAACCGCCAUCUGCAUUCUUACAAGCAUGAUCUUCUGCCCCGUCUGGGCAGGCAAAGAGCUUCACUUUCUCAUAAAUCGAAACAUGGAAAAACUUGCAGAUUCCUUGGAUGGAUGUGUAGCAGAGUACUUCAACGACGAUGGAAAUGCAAACGAGCAAGAUUCCACAAAAAAAGAUUCCGGGAAAAUGCUGCGAGGUUACGAAUGUGCACUUAAUUCAAAGGCGUCAGAGGAAACCAUGGCGAAUUUUGCGAGAUGGGAGCCUGCACACGGGCCCUUCAAUUUCCGGCAUCCAUGGAAACAGUACCUCAAGAUUGGCGCUGCAAUGCGCAACUGCGCUUUCUGCAUUGAAUCUUUUAAUACUUGCAUCAACUCAGAAAUUCAGGCACCAGAGUUUCUAAAGAACAACUUCAGUGAUGUUUGCAUUAGACUGAGCUCUCAUUGUUCCAAAGUCUUGAAAGAAUUGUCAGUGACAAUGAAAACCAUGACAAAGUCAUCUGCCACAGAUUUAUUGGUUUCUGAAAUGAACUUCGCAGUUCAAGAGCUUCAAAAUGACCUAAAAGCCCUUCCCAACUGGCUACUUUUGGACUCGCUACCGGCAAAUAAUGAAAAAGAAGAGCCAAACACAGAACAGUUGAUAGUACCUCUCACAGAGAUUCUUCCACUGGCCACAGCAAUAUCUUUGCUGAUCGAAAUAACAGCAAGAAUAGAAGGAAUUGUUGAUGUUGUCGACAAGCUAGCAGAUUUAGCUGAAUUCAAGCCUGAAGAUGAUAAGAAAUCCGAACAAAAGAAAAUAGACGAUCAAACAAUGAAAAUCCUUGAAAAGAUCUGAGUUCGUCAUGAACAAGUCUAUCCUUCGGUUGUUUUCCCAUCAAACUGAAAAAACUUCUCUGUUUGGUAACUGAAACUGUGAAGUGUACACCAUAGAGUAACAAACUUGCAUGACAACACAAUGCACCAAUUUUAGUGUGUGUUUUCUCCACCAUGCAAAUGCAAUCUACAUAUACAAUGUGUUCCAUCGUUAAGUGUCAUUAAUUCAUGAUCCUGAAUAAAUUAUGUUAUCACCACUCAGUUUCAACUUGCUGGAAAA